This is a messenger RNA of Diaporthe batatas, 1412 nucleotides long. RefSeq lists its product as uncharacterized. The record is from RefSeq and is a predicted model, not a curated record. Bases 195 to 1301 code for a protein of 368 amino acids. NCBI's taxonomy places the organism in Eukaryota, Fungi, Ascomycota, Sordariomycetes, Diaporthales, Diaporthaceae. The transcript has a single exon.
CUUGCUAGGAAGUUCUCCGUGCCAAGAGGUGUGCUCCAGGCUUAUUAGAGUCUGUUCUGUCCAAGCCUUUUCCGCACCGCUGAUUGUCACUUAUUUCACCGGGUCAUCUUGCAUACUGCUCAUUCAAGUUCACCAAUAAGUUAUUCAUUUUGAGUUUCGUUUCUCCCACCAAGUACUACACUACUAGUACAGUCAUGGAAACUACCGGAUUCGUCCCCGAGCCCAAUUGUGGCCGAGGCACCCUCGGCAUCGUCUGGGCAUGCCUGCCGACCGUGGCCUUCGUACUCUACACGGCUAUCCACAAGGACGCACACCGAUCGAUGCCGCGGUCCAUGUGGGCACUUUUCGUCUUCUUCGUCCCCGAGUCGAUGCCCGCGAGCGCGAUCGACCAGCUCAUCAAGGCCAGCCGUCUCAAGAAGCGGCUCCGUGCCCUCCAGGGCUGGCAGUCGUGGACCCUGAAGCAGUCGUUCCUCGUUGUCAAGAGAGGGGUGAGGGAGGCCGAUGGUGGAGAUAUCAUCACCCCGAACAGGCUAGUGGAGCUCGCAGAGCGCCAUCAGUAUCUCGGGGACGAGAAGUAUGGUCUAAAGGGCGGCGGUGUCUGCAUGGACAUGCUCCCCAGCGGAGAUGCCAUCGACCGCCGGAGCAAGAAAGGUUGGUUCGAAAAGCUGCUCGCAGGCUGCCAAGCACUGUGGUUCUGCGCCAACAUCGUCUCGCGGCUGGUCGAAGGAUACACGGUCACCCCGCUGGAGGACCUGACGAUCGCCUACACAUGCUGCGGGCUGAUUGCGACCUUGGCGUGGCUGCGUUGUCCGCAGGAUAUCUCGGAAUCCUUUGAGGUCGACUUGGACGUUGUGGACGAUGGCGUGCUUGCUGCUGUCGAGUGCGGUCAUCCCCUAGAUGAGGAACCCACCAGCAUCAACGCCACCAGUGGAAGUAGCAGCACUAUCAGACCGACUUCUCCGGUGACUGGGUCAGACUGGUUUAUGAUGACAACAGUUUGCGUCGUGCUGAGCCUGUUGGCGGCCAUCCACAUGGCGGAGUGGAACUACGCAUUUCCUUCCGCUGCGGAGGCCUGGAUCUGGCGGUGCUGCUCAGUGGCGAUGCUGCCUAUCGGCUUGCUUAUACUCUUCUUCGGCGACAGAUGCCGCUCCAAGCACUGGUCCACAGCCUGGACGGCUCCGGCUUAUGUUGUCGUCCGGCUUGCAUUGUUGACGAUAGCAGUGACAUCGUUUCGACAGGUACCUCUUUCGGCUUUGGACACGCCGGACUGGUCUGACUACUGGGGACAUUUUGGCAAAUAAGGCUGCCUUCUCCCCUGCUGCCACUUGUUGGCAAGGCAGACGUGACACAAUGAGGGCGUGGGGUUGCGUGAUGGCAGGGGAAUUCGUGUGGAAUUGUUAUACAGUCGUGGC